Molecule: messenger RNA, 2876 nt
Organism: Macrosteles quadrilineatus (aster leafhopper)
Lineage: Eukaryota; Metazoa; Arthropoda; Insecta; Hemiptera; Cicadellidae
Product: gastrula zinc finger protein XlCGF57.1-like
Exons: 3
Coding region: 382-2070 (562 amino acids)
Biological process (GO): regulation of transcription by RNA polymerase II
Cellular component (GO): nucleus
Molecular function (GO): RNA polymerase II transcription regulatory region sequence-specific DNA binding; DNA-binding transcription factor activity, RNA polymerase II-specific
Source: RefSeq, a predicted model, not a curated record
AGGCUGGUGUCUGUUAGACCAUAGACUAACCGUUUUAUCUAUGGUUAGACUGUGCUGGUGCUGGUGUUGUUAUUGUUUGACUCUUUUUACUCGAAAGGGAGCAUUUUUGAAGACAGAAAAUUUAUUUCAUAAGUCUGAAAAUAUGGAAGUGAACAUGGAUCAAAAAGAAGCUUUGAGCAGAAAUAGACUGAUGUUGGUCAACAAAUAACAAAAAAAAUUAUUCAAUUGGAAAACUUGCAUCAAUAAAUUGAAUCUUUACUGUAGUUUGGAAUCUCUCCUUUAAAAAAGCUAAAAAAUAUGUUGACAUAUUUCCCCAAGAAAUAAAUAGAAAAAUGUUAUUGGUAUUUACUUUUACAAACACAAUUAUAAAUUGUUAAGACAAUGGAACAACAAGUGUCUAAGGAAAUUAUUUGUGCGUUCUGCAAUAAAACAGUUGAUAGUGUGAAUAGUUUAAAUGUGCACAUGUUAGAGCACGCAAAAGACUUAUUAGAUCAAAAUAAAGACAGAUCCAUUAAAUGUAUUUCAAGAACUAAAAGUGAUACAGAUAUCCCAAAACAACUCAAGAAGCUUGAAUUUCGAUGCUCCAUUUGCAAUAAGACAUUUGGUACAAACGGUGCUUUAAAAGUUCACCAGUACAAGCAUACUGGGCAGUAUCCGUUUGUUUGUAAUAUUUGUAAUUUAGGUUUUCCGAUCAAUUCAAAGUUCAAGGAACAUCUACAAAGGCAUAAAGGAGAACGCCCCCACAUGUGUGAAAUAUGUAAUAAAACAUUUAUCCAGAAAAAAUGUUUAAGAAUCCACUUAUUGACUCAUUCUGAUACAUUAAAACACAAGUGUCCAAUUUGUCAAAAAUCAUUCCGGCAUAAUGGAAGCUUUAAACGACACGUUAAAAACCAUGAUGAGAAGAAUGGACCAGCUGAAAAGUGUCCUGUAUGCAAUAAAGAAUUUGUGUUUAAAGGUUAUUUAAAGGUCCAUAUGAAGAUUCAUUCCGGUGAGCGCCCGUAUCAAUGUGAAGAAUGCGGAAAAACGUACACAUUUGCUGAAUCCCUGAGAUGCCACAAGAAAACUCACAGUGUUGAAAAACCUUACCAGUGUACUCAAUGCGACAAAAAAUACAGAUUCCGCGGCCAACUGCACUAUCACCUUCGACAACACCGUGGAGAACGGCCCUUCAAAUGCAAUGUUUGCAAUAAAGCAUUCUCCCGAAAAGUAUUGUUGAGGGUUCACACAUUCAAUCAUACUGGGGAAAGACCUCAUAAGUGUUCUAUUUGCAACAAAGGUUUUACGAUAAAAGGUAGACUGGAUGUUCAUAUGAAGACUCACAGCAGAGUUAAGCCCUACCAAUGUGCUUUGUGUGACAAGAGUUUUGCUGCUAAGCAAACCUUAAAGGCUCACCAAUUAUGUCAUGUAAGUGAGCAACUAUUUAGAUGUGAUAUUUGUAACAAGUCCUUUUAUCAAAUUCAAUCAUUUAAGGAUCACAUCAAGACACACUUGGAAACCAAACCGCUCAAGUGUUAUAUCUGUAAUGAAGUUUUCAGCUUGAAGUUGCAUCAGAAGAACCAUCUGAAAACUCACCUAAUGUAUUCACAGUGUUCUGUUUGCAACUCCAUUUUCAAAGAUGAUCAGGACUUGAGUCAUCAUAUCUCGUGUCAUAGUGAGAAACCUGAACUGAAUGAAUCAAGUAACAGUGAUCUUCCGAAACAAAUCUCUGGAACAAAUAAGUUUUUGAGUCACAGUGAAGAAUAUUGUACUGAACAACUUUUACAGUGCAAAUUAUGUCGGGAAUUUUUUGGAAGAGGAGCUCUGAAGAAACAUAUCUUGCUUCAUUCUAAAUCCUGGGCUCAAAAAGUAACUCCAAGCAAACUUUUUAGAUAUAAUGUAAAUACUCAGGUAGAAAAAAUAAGUGAAAAUCUUCACAUUUGUAAGAUCUGCUGCAACGUUUACAAAUCAAAGGAAAAUGCUGUUAUGCAUCUGUUGGUUCAUAAGUACAUUCACUCAGUCUUUAUUAAGAAACUUUUACGUCAAACUACAAGAGUCAGAGUGUUUCCAUAUUAUGCAGGAUUUUUAUCCUAAAAUUUAAAAUAUAAUUUUUAAACCGUGCGCGAGAUUGAAACAGGAUAUAAGAUAAAACGGAAUUUUUGGCCCUGACAUCUGGUUUUCUAAUUUAUAAACCUAUUCAUUUUUGGAAAAAAUAACCUUUAUCUAAUAGUCAUAAACAGUUCCCACACUCCGGACUGCUUGCCUUUACUACUUCCUUUACUUUCCUACGUCUCGGACCUGUUUCCCUCCCUUCCCAUAGCAUCAUAGGAUUGCAAAUACCUUAAUAUAAUGGUCUUAAACAGAUCCCACACCCCGAACAGCUCACCUUUACUACUUACUUCACCACUUCGGCACUUCCUACGUCGCGGAACUGUUUUCCCCCUUCCUAUAGAAUUUUAGGAAUGCAGAUACCUUAAUCUAAUCGUCAUAAACAGUUUUCACACUCCAGACUGCUUUCCUUUACUACUUCCUUCACCACUUCCUACGUCACGGACCUUAAGCUAGUGUCGACAUUUGAUUAUAUUUAUGAUCUAUACCGUUUCAGUUCCAAUAUCUGUGGAAUAAUGCUUAACACCUUUUGUUAUAGGGUGUGUGGUGAAAAGAAAAUUAAGGUAUCAAACAUAAAUUCAAAAUUGUAAUAAAACUGUGACAUAUCAUUACGUAGAAACAGUUUAUCCUUUUUAUUAUCAUAAGCUAUGGGAAACCCCCUGAGGCUCAAUCUAAAUUCCCAUUGCAAACAUAUGCUGGUAGUUGAUUGUAGCGUAGCCAAUAAUAUAUUUUGAGUAAAUAUUAUGUACCCUAAAAUAUUGUGACAAUAAAUGUAUAUUCUACUUACCGUA